AUGUUGGCUUUGUUGAUAUUCUAUGGAUGUGAAAUUCCAAAAGGGAUAUUGGGUGAUCUUACACAGCUAAUAUCAUUGUCCCUUAUGGAUAACCAGCUUUCAGGUGAAAUUCCAAAAGGGAUAUUGGGUCAUCUUACACAGCUUAAAACAUUGUACCUUGGUGGUAACCAGCUUUCAGGUACGAUUCCCAAGGAGAUUGGUUAUCUUGAUAAACUUGAGGUGCUAUCAUUGUCUAACAAUAGCUUAAGUGGAUCUAUUCCUUCCAAAAUCUUCAACUUGUCAUCACUCACAUAUUUGGAGGUUGAUCGUAAUAGCCUCUCAAGCACAAUUCCAUCAAAUACGGGAUAUAGCCUUCCUAACCUGCAAUAUCUACACUUGUAUCAAAACAAUUUUGUUGGAAAUAUUCCAAAUAAUAUAUUCAACUCUUCAAAGCUCCGUCAAAUCGCAUUGGACAAAAAUGCAUUCAGUGGACUUGUUCCCAAUGUUAUUGGAAACUUAAGGUCCCUUGAAUCGCUAUUCAUAUAUGACAACAAUUUGACAAUAGAAGAUUCUCAUCAAUUCUUUACUUCCUUGACAAAUUGUAGAUAUUUGAAAUAUUUAGAGCUAUCAAGGAAUCAUCAUAUAUCCAAUCUUCCUAAGUCAAUUGGAAACCUAACUUCAGAAUACUUUACGGCAGAAUCAUGUGGAAUUGAUGGUAAUAUUCCCCAAGAAGUUGGAAACAUGAGCAACUUGCUAACUUUGGAUCUGUCUGACAAUAAUAUAAAUGGACCAAUACCUGGUACAUUCAAAGGGUUGCAGAAACUUCAGCAUUUGAGUCUUAGCAACAAUGGAUUACAAGGACCAUUUAUUGAAGAGCUUUGUGAAAUGAAGAGUUUGGGUGAGUUGUAUCUUGAAAAUAAUAAGCUUUCUGGAGUUUUACCAACAUGUUUAGGAAAUAUGAUUUCUCUUAUAAGGAUAAAUGUAGGAUCUAACAGUUUAAACUCUAGAAUACCUUUAUCUCUUUGGAGUCUUAGAGAUAUAUUAGAGAUAAAUUUUUCUUCAAAUUCUUUAAUUGGUAAUCUUCCACCUGAGAUUGGGAAUUUGAGAGCAAUUAUACUAUUAGACCUAUCAAGAAAUCAGAUUUCAAGCAACAUUCCAACAACCAUCAGUUCCUUACAAACAUUGCAGAAUCUCUCCUUAGCAGAUAAUAAACUGAAUGGAUCAAUUCCCAAAUCACUUGGUGAAAUGGUAAGUUUAAUCUCUUUGGACUUGUCCCAAAAUAUGUUAACCGGUGUUAUUCCAAAAUCCUUAGAAUCACUUUUGUAUCUUCAAAACAUCAACUUCUCAUAUAAUAGAUUACAAGGAGAGAUUCCCGAUGGUGGACAUUUCAAAAACUUCACAGCUCAAUCAUUUAUGCAUAAUGAAGCACUUUGCGGCGAUCCUCGCCUCCAAGUACCUACAUGUGCUAAGCAUGUUAAGAAAUGGAGAAAGAAUGAAAAUACUCUUGAAAGGGGUUUGUCAAUUUUGGGAGCUCCAAGGAGAAUAUCCUAUUAUGAACUUGUGCAAGCAACUAAUGGAUUCAAUGAGAGUAAUUUCCUUGGAAGGGGGGGAUUUGGCUCUGUUUAUCAGGGGAAGCUUCUUGAUGGUGAGAUGAUUGCCGUUAAAGUAAUUGAUUUGCAAUCAGAGGCAAAAUCAAAGAGCUUUGAUGCAGAAUGCAAUGCGAUGAGAAAUCUACGACAUCGGAAUCUGGUAAAGAUUAUCAGCAGUUGCUCAAAUCUUGAUUUCAAAUCAUUGGUGAUGGAGUUCAUGUCAAAUGGAAGUGUUGAUAAAUGGUUAUAUUCAAAUAACUAUUGUCUAAGUUUCUUGCAAAGGUUAAAUAUAAUGAUAGAUGUUGCAUCUGCAUUGGAAUAUCUCCAUCAUGGUUCCUCAAUACCAGUGGUUCAUUGUGAUCUAAAGCCUUCCAAUGUCUUGUUGGAUGAAAAUAUGGUUGCACAUGUUAGUGAUUUUGGUAUUGCAAAGCUGAUGGAUGAAGGACAAUCUAAAACUCAUACACAAACUUUGGCUACUGUUGGAUACCUCGCACCAGAGUAUGGUUCUAGAGGAAUUGUUUCUGUGAAAGGAGACGUGUUCAGCUAUGGGAUUAUGCUAAUGGAAAUCUUCACAAGAAGAAAGCCAACAGAUGAUAUGUUUGUUGCAGAACUAAGCUUGAAGACAUGGAUCAGUCGAUCAUUGCCUAAUUCCAUUAUGGAGGUCAUGGAUUCAAAUUUAGUCCAAAUAACUGGGGACCAAAUUGAUAAUAUAUUGACUCACAUGUCAUCUAUUUUUAGUUUAGCUCUAAGUUGUUGUGAGGAUUCACCUGAAGCAAGAAUCAAUAUGGCAGAUGUUAUUGCGACGCUAAUCAAAAUCAACACUUUGGUUGUUCGCGCAAACACAGUCUAG
Messenger RNA from Medicago truncatula (barrel medic), 2418 nucleotides. Its product is annotated as probable LRR receptor-like serine/threonine-protein kinase At3g47570. The transcript is spliced from 6 exons. Gene Ontology annotation, biological process: protein phosphorylation. NCBI's taxonomy places the organism in Eukaryota, Viridiplantae, Streptophyta, Magnoliopsida, Fabales, Fabaceae. The coding region runs from base 1 to 2418 and encodes 805 amino acids. The record is from RefSeq and is a predicted model, not a curated record. Gene Ontology annotation, molecular function: protein binding; protein kinase activity; ATP binding.